ACGGCUGGGAUUGUGGGAGAGAACAGGAGCAGACCUCAACAACAUCAUCACCAGUCACUUUCAGUUCAGUCCUUCCUGCCUUUAUCCCCCAAACACCCGAGAAGACUAAAGCAGGCGCAUCUAUCUGCUUAAAAGACACUGUACUUGGUUUCGUGUCAGACAGAAGACUGUCUAGUUUCGUUGCCAUUGUGAGUUUGCGCUCCUACGUUGUACGCGGCGUUUCGCGUUUGUCCUCCUGGAUUUUAAGUGACUUUUCGCGAAGUCCUCCAGCGCAGUCGCCUUUCACCAGUCAAGAAAAAACAAAUCGGCUGAAGUAGAUGACUUUUAACGGACAGAACACAUGCAUAAUAAAACGUGGAAGCUGGAAAUUGUGAAUUGACUUGAGCAAGUACAGUAAAGAAAGUGUGUUCUGAGGAUAGCCGGAAAGAGUGAACGAGGCAAAUAAAGGAGGAGAGAAGAAAAGAAGGAAAGAUGGGGAGAAAAAAGAUUCAGAUUACACGGAUUAUGGAUGAACGCAACAGACAGGUGACGUUUACAAAAAGGAAGUUUGGACUGAUGAAGAAGGCCUAUGAGCUGAGUGUCUUAUGUGACUGUGAGAUCGCCCUUAUCAUCUUCAACAGCACUAACAAACUGUUCCAGUAUGCCAGCACUGACAUGGACAAAGUGCUAUUGAAAUACACUGAGUACAAUGAGCCACACGAGAGUCGAACAAACUCAGACAUCGUCGAGACCUUGAGAAAAAAGGGCUUAAAUGGCUGUGACAGUCCCGACCCUGAUGCUGACGACUCGCUGGGCCACAGCCCUGAGUCCGAGGACAAGUACAGGAAAAUUAAUGAAGACAUUGAUCUGAUGAUCAGCAGGCAGAGACUGUGUGCGUUGAGCAAGAAGGAAAACAAAGGUUGCGAAAGCCCAGAGCUCGACUCCUCUUUCGCUCUCACCCCACGCACUGAGGAGAAAUACAAACAGAUUAAUGAAGAGUUUGAUAAUAUGAUCAAGACUCAUAAAAUACCUCAGACUGUCCCCCCUUCAAACUACGAAAUGCCGGUCUCCAUUCCAGUGAGUAACCCCAACAGCCUGAUCUACAGCCAUCAAGGUGGGUCUCUUGGCAACCACAACCUCUUGCCCCUGAGCCAUCACUCACUGCAGCGGAAUAGCAUGUCACCAGGAGUCACGCACCGGCCACCCAGUGCAGGGAGCACAGGUGGCCUUAUGGGUGCUGACCUCACAGCUGGUGCAGGCACCAGUGCUGGCAAUGGUUAUGGAAACCACCGCAACUCCCCCGGUCUGCUGGUCUCUCCAGGGAACAUGAACAAAAGCAUGCAGACCAAGUCCCCCCCACCCAUGAACCUGGGAAUGAACAACCGCAAGCCUGACCUGCGCGUGCUGAUCCCUCCAGGCUCCAAAAACACCAUGCCCUCCAUAAACCAGAGAAUAAACAACUCACAGUCAGCACAAUCACUGGCUACCCCUGUGGUGUCUGUAGCAACACCCACUUUACCAGGACAAGGAAUGGGAGGCUACCCAUCAGCAGUAUCCACUACGUAUGGUACUGAAUACUCCCUCAGCAGUGCAGACUUGUCAUCGCUGUCAGGCUUCAACAGUGCCAACACCCUGCACCUGGGCUCCAUGACAGGCUGGCAGCAGCAACACCUGCAGAAUAUGCAGCACUCUGCGCUAAGCCAGCUAGGAAAUUGCACUAGCACUCACUUAUGUCAGAGUUCAAAUCUCUCCCUGCCCUCUGCUCAAAGCCUGCACAUCAAGUCCGAACCUAUUUCUCCUCCUAGAGAUCGCAUCAGCAGCACCCCAGUGGGGUACCCGCUGCAGCAGCCCCAGUCCCGCCAGGACUCGGGCCGCUCACCAGUCGACAGUCUCAGCAGCUGCAGCAGCUCGCACGAGGGCAGCGACCGAGACGAGCACAGGAAUGAGUUCCACUCGCCCCUGGGACUGGUGCGGCCAUCUCUGGAUGAGCGAGAGAGCCCCUCGGUCAAACGAGUGCGCCUGUCAGAGGGCUGGGCCACAUGAUUCACCCCCUAUUGCCUGACCGCGAGUGCGAUACCGCUCUUAUGCCCAGGAGCGUCCCCUGCCCCCCCCCUUUUUUAAAUUCAACUUUAAUAUAUUGUUUUUUUUUUUUUUUUUUGCGGAGUGAGUGUGCUAUAUGUAUUAAAGUAUAUAUAUAAGUGGUCAGGGUGCCUGGAAAGGUAGUGAAAUCGGGGAGAGGGGAGUAAGGGCUGGAUGGGGUGUUCUGGCAAAAAAUUAUGCAUUACUUCUUGCCGUGUGUGAAAAUAUACAUGUCUAUGCAUAUAUAAGUAGACACUUACAUAUAUGCCUACUUAUAUAUGUGUAUAUGUUGUGUAUAUAUAUUUACAGUAAAGUCAGGUACUCUGUUUUAUAAAAGUACUUACAACUUGCCUCAGUGAAAAUAAAGUUUAAGCAUAUAUUGCUAAGAGUACAGCCUAGCACUUAAGCUGUAUCAGUAAUACACGUGUACAGGUUAGGUUUUAUCAAUCCCUUCUGUACUCCUUUGCAAAAUGUAAGUUACAGUAGAUGAUGUCAUGUUGCAGGUUCAACGUAUUUAUGUAAAUAUAGGUUUGGGAAGGGAGGGUGUGGGCAAAUGCUGUCAGACUUCUCAGAUAAAUUGCUAAUAAAAAUGGAUGCUGUUAUGCAACAUUAGAAGGAUUGUACAGGAACACCUGCAGACCCGUAAAAAAAGGUGGCAGAGACAUAUGACAGAUGGAGUCAAUGGAAAAUAUGUUCCUCUCGAUGUGUUGUGCAUACAAAUGCCAGGACUUAAACGCAUUCAGUUAAAAGCAGAUCGUACUUUAAAAGCCAUGUUAGUUAACUAAGACAAAUUGGGGUCUUGCAUUAUAUAUUAGAACAUAAAAAAAUGUAAGAUACAUUUGCUUAUAUUUUCAUAUAAAAUGAAUAAAAUGCUAAGCUUUUGUGUCUUUUUGUAGCCAAAAUGUUUUGAUAGUUUUUCCAAUAUUGAAAGAGGUAGAAACAUAAGAACUAAAAGAAAAUAAAAAAUGGGCUUUUCACCAAAGCCAUGGAAACAGUUACUAAAAUUUAUGCUUUGAUAGACUAUUUUGUCUUUGUAGAGGUUUUUCAUUCAUUGUGUAUUUCUGAUUAUAUAUAUGAUACUAAGAAUCUGUGAAAUGUUCAUGCUGUGUAUAGCUUUGAUUAUACAUACAUAUAUAUAAUUUAUAUAAAUAUAUAGAUUAUAUAUAUGUAGGUAUAGCAAAUGUUUUUCUCUAAUAGUUGGUUUGUACGUGCAGUUGCACAUUUUCUCUGCGCUAUAUUGUUUGUUUUCAUUUUUUUUUCCUGAACAAAACAUGGGUGUAGUUAACUUAACGUUAACUUAAUGAAACAUUUGGAGUGAUUGGCCCAUAUAUAUUUAAAAGGAAAAGAAAUACCUCUUCCAAUGUGACAACCAUUGAAGACAUUGAAUUUACAUACUGCAGUUAUUAUUUAUACCCAAGUGGUACAAAUUUCUGUUGUUCAGCAGGCAAUCUGUCAAGUGUUUAAAAAAAGUAUUAAAAGACAUUUUGUCACUUUUUAAAGAAAAUUUUGUACUAAUAUAUAUGGUAAUUAGUCUAUUUUCAUCUAUAUUUAACAUGUACCUUAAGAGGUGUUGUGUGUGUUUUUGACCAUCUUCUGGAUGGUUGUUACCUUGUUUUCUUCCAUUUCGGGUGGGAACUGAGCUAACAAGAGCAUGAAACACAAAAGCUGGUUAAAACGAAGCACAACUUGCUUUUCUUUCUGUUUUGCGAUGUGUCUCACUUUGUUUCUGCCUCCUGUUUCAAUCUGCUAUUACUCAAAUUUUUACAGUAUUACUGUGUGCAGUUACUAUGAAGUUACAAGAUUAUUACAACAUACGUGUAAUUAGCAUAUGGGGCAGAGACCCAGAUUUUUUUCUUUUUUUGUUAUUCAUCAACUAUGAAUUCAGGCAAGUUAUGAUGUCAAACCAAAGCCAGUGGCAUUGCCGUUAUUUUGAACAUCAAUUUUAUAUGAAUUCAUAGUGAAACUGGCAUGAAAUUAAGGAACGUUUGUACUGAAAUGCGUAUAUGUUGCACACGUACAAUCUGAGGAAUCCAUUGCACGUCCACCUUGAAUGAAUCGAAAAAAAUCAAUUAAAUCAAAUCCUGAAGAGUAGAAUAACAUGCAUCCAUACAAAUCCCAACUUAUUCUUGCUCAGAAAUUCACGGCACAGUAGCUAAAAUAUGUUGAUUCCUUUGUGAUAAGAAAGUUCUAAAAUGGCUGCAUUCAUACUCUGCUACGUCUGUAUCCCGUGUCUCAAAAUAAAAAUUUUGAACCCAGUUGUGAAGUGUACAAUAAGUACACGUAAUUUUAAAGCACAAGUUAUCAGACAUGAAAUUCAUUUCCUUCUAAUGUAUAUUUAUCAAUCUAACUGGGUUUCUGUGACUUCUGGGCUUCUGCUCGUGCCGCUUUCUUGCUUGUGUCCACUCUGAUUUUCUGUAAAAUUUUCAAUCAUGGUUCUGGAGUAAUCACUGGGAUUGCUGGUUUUAAAUGAAGAGUUCCUCAAAAAAUUUGGGUAAUGGCUUUUCAUAUUUUUUUUAACCAAAGACACAAAGCAAUCUUUUUUUCUUAUGGUAGUAUUUUGGGGAAUUGGGGUUAAUUCGGUGUUUUUCACUGAUACAGUGUGUAAAGAAAUUACCUGGUUUUGUUCUGUAAGGUGCAGGUACCUCAAAUUGACCCAACCAGUACCUCAAAUAAUCUAUGAAUGAGUCUGUUUGAUGAGAGAGGGUGUAAGAUGACCCAAUUGCAUGUCAAAAAAGAGAGUGUAAAACACAUUGUGUUGGUCUGGCAUACAUUGUAUAAUCAAAAUGAGACACUCUUGUUGUUCCAUCUGGUUUGCUGUUUUCUUUUUUCUGAAUAAGUUGUUACCAUUAAAAAUAAAUAUAUUAAUAAAAUAUACAAAAAAACAGUAACAGAUGUAGCUUGUAUAAAACUAAAAAGGGGAAUGUUUAAAGUCAAAAGUAAAAGAGGCUCACAGCGGCAUAAGCUGGACUUUGUCGCCACUUGAAGACAAGAUGUUAUUAAAUUAAACCACAUCUCUGUAUCUCAAGGGACUUCAUUCAGCUGUAUGUAGUGACAAAAUGGAAAUUAAAUAAAGUUUCUCCUGCUGGAAAAAGGUAUUUGUAUUUUGCAGAGAAUUCAGUAAAGUUACUGGCUUUCUUAGUUA
Brienomyrus brachyistius is the source of this 5200-nucleotide messenger RNA. RefSeq names its product myocyte enhancer factor 2cb (gene mef2cb). Gene Ontology annotation, molecular function: DNA-binding transcription factor activity, RNA polymerase II-specific; histone deacetylase binding; protein dimerization activity. The transcript is spliced from 11 exons. Bases 472 to 2022 code for a protein of 516 amino acids. Lineage: Eukaryota; Metazoa; Chordata; Actinopteri; Osteoglossiformes; Mormyridae. Gene Ontology annotation, biological process: positive regulation of transcription by RNA polymerase II; heart development; cell differentiation. The record is from RefSeq and is a predicted model, not a curated record.